Molecule: messenger RNA, 2114 nt
Organism: Stegostoma tigrinum
Lineage: Eukaryota; Metazoa; Chordata; Chondrichthyes; Orectolobiformes; Stegostomatidae
Exons: 3
Coding region: 268-1749 (493 amino acids)
Source: RefSeq, a predicted model, not a curated record
GUGGUUAGCAGUGCUGCCUCACAGCACCAGGGACCUGGUUUCGAUUCUACCCUCGGGCAACUGUCUGUGUGGAGUUUCCAUGCUGUCCCCACGUCUGCGCAAGAAGACAAGAGAUGCAGUCACCCAAGUCUCGGCAACCAGACUUAGUUCUUCAUGUGCCAAUGAGAAAACAGCAGUCCCAUGGUCGGAUGUAUUCUGCUCCAAUGUAAAUAAGUUCAAACAGAAGAACGUGUCCCAUAUAAAUUAGUAAGUGCAACUGUUGAAGCAAUGCAAGGUUCAGAGGACGAACCCCACGCUGCCAAUCCACAUUUAGGUAGUUACUUCGUGAAGCACCAACAAGCAAAUACUAAUAACUUCAGGAAAGAGGUAGCCUCCCUCCAGUUGUCCGAGGAGAGCCACCAAAUGCCCGCCCUCGAGUUGGAUCAAGGCCUGGGGCUGGCUGCAACUUUGUGUGAGGACAGACCACGAGACAGCCCCGACUCCAGGGCAGCCAAGCUCAGGACUCCCCGGAUUGCUAACUCCUGCCCCACUUCGGGAACGGGCUGCAACUCGGAAGGCUGCCAAAGCCGGGCGGUGUUUCCACGCACGGAGCCCCCUGAGCCCUGCCUACGACACAGACAUCAACACCAGCACCAUCAUGACCACCAUCACCGGGCUCGCAGCGUCUCCUUUUGCGAUGUGCCCCUCGAGUGGCCGGUCACUCAUUCAAACAAGAGCCUGAGGUCAACCCAGUGCCCGUCAAAAAGUGUUGCGGAGGGUCACUCCGAAUCCUGCCAGCCUGGCAACCCCUGUAGCUCAGUGAGGCAAGCUAAAGUUUCUCAUUCCCAUUCCAUCUCUCUACCAGUCAGCCUGGUGAAACCAGCCCAGCCUCUCAGUCCCCACAGGCAAAACAAAGCAGCACACUGUCGCUUCAGCCCGGACGCUGCCCGGUGUGCAAAUGUCCCAUCACACUCUAGCCCUUGCCCAGUAACACGCACAGUCCCACCUCAUUCCUACCACUCUAUGUCUAGACACAUUGAUGCCUCUCGAACUAGCCCCGUUCCAGUGCGGCAUGCGGAAACGCCUCCGGUCCCCUUUAGCCCCGCUGCUGGUCGAUACCCCGAGCCAACCCACUCUUGUUUGACCCCGGACACUGCGCGGUGCCCCAACAUGCUGCACUCUCACUCUGGCCCUGCCCCGUUGAGGCAUGAGCAAACACUUCAGCCUCAUGUCAGUCCUCCCCCGGUCCACUGCGCCAACAAAUCCCACUGUCACUCUAACUCUGGGAGCCCGAGGCUGUGCCGCUCCCAUCUCAGCCCCGACUCUGCCAGGUGCGCAAACACGUCCCAUUCUCACUCCAUGCCCACCCGGAUAAAGCACACAGAAACUCCCGGCAUCCCCCCCAGCCCUUGCCCCAAAAAGCACAGCCAGCACCCCCGGUGCCACUUUCCCCGAGAUUCGGUGCCAUGUGCCAACGCCUCGCAUUUUCAGUCGGACUUCUGCCCGACCAGUCUCUAUGAACCACCUCAGUCUCCCGCAAUCCCGGGUCCGGUAAGGCACACUGCCAUACCUCACUCCCAACCUGUCUCAACCUCGGCAAGGUGUGCAAACACCUCCCACUCCCACUCAGCACCAGCUCUGACCAAGAGAAUGCCAGCGCACCAAUCCAAUCUCAGUCAGGACGCAGCCAAACAAACGCAGAGGCCCCAGACUGCCUUCAGCCUGAUUCCAAUAGGAGGUGCUAAAAGUGGUGAUGGUCAAGUACGCUAACAGAAUCCAUCGCCCAGUGCUGAACUCUUUGGAAAACCUGAUUUCAAAGAUGCCAAACUGGUCCAGUCUCACACAUCUGUAUCAUCCUAUCCUCAACCUGAACACAACUUGUCGCGCAAUUUGUCUCAUGCACUUUUAUUAGUGACCUUCCAAAUCCAGAGAUUUGGCUUUGGGUCAACUUGGGAUUUGGAGGUCAGUGAGAAUUGAUGAGUAGAGAGGUGACCCUGCUGAUCUUCAAUUGCUUCACCGGCUGAAAGCUUAGCCUUUCAAACUUUUUUUUUCCAACACCAGAGUUUUCAUUACCUUUGCAGUCUUAUUGCCUGUCAAAAGAAAAUUGGAGAUGAUUCUACCUCUUUAAAACCCCA